Molecule: messenger RNA, 1022 nt
Organism: Musa acuminata AAA Group (dessert banana)
Lineage: Eukaryota; Viridiplantae; Streptophyta; Magnoliopsida; Zingiberales; Musaceae
Product: ethylene-responsive transcription factor ERF014-like
Exons: 1
Coding region: 173-814 (213 amino acids)
Biological process (GO): regulation of DNA-templated transcription
Molecular function (GO): DNA binding; DNA-binding transcription factor activity
Source: RefSeq, a predicted model, not a curated record
ACAGCUUUUAUUCCCAGUCUUUGUUUUCCUGGUUUUUACCACAGGGGAUCCUCUCCAGUCUAUAAAUAAGCUACUAACCUCAUUCUCUUGCUGAUACAUCCUCAAACAAGAGAUCGUUUUGGAAGAAACAAAGCAAGACAGAGCUGUACAACGACAUCAACACCAUCCGACCAUGGUGAAGAGCAGCAGCAGCAAGGUUCUUCAAGCUUCAGCUGAUUCCAACAACAACAGCACUCCAUCAAAGCUAGGCAGCAACGGCAAGAGGCACUACAAGGGUGUGAGGAUGAGGAGCUGGGGUUCAUGGGUCUCCGAGAUCAGAGCGCCGAACCAGAAGACCAGGAUUUGGUUGGGCUCGUACUCGACGCCGGAGGCUGCCGCCCGGGCCUACGACGCAGCGGUGCUCUGCUUGAAAGGCAGCUCUGCCAGCCUCAACUUCCCCGCUUCGCCACCCUUUCAUGUCCCAGAAGCCAUUAUGUCCCCCAAGUCCAUCCAACGAGUGGCGGCGGCAGCUGCUGCGGAUGCAACAAUGUCAUUCUCUGGCCUGGACGCCAUGUCGCCACCCUCUCCUCCUCCAACAUCGUUGCAAUCGGCAUCACUACCAGCAGGCGUCACCGAUGGCGACACAUUGAUGACAAGCCAAACGGAAGAAGCUCCAUUCGGUGACGAUUGUUUGCUUGACACGAUCGACGUCGAGGCCUUCUUCCAAUCGCCCAAGUUCAUGGACUACAUGCUUCACCCGUCUUCCUUCUUUGGUCCUUCCCAAGUCGACGACUGCGGCGAGGAAGGCGACAUCAGCCUCUGGAGUUUCUGCUAAUUACAUUUCACCAUGUUCUCUAUCAAUUCAUGAAGAUGAAAUUAAGAGAAUCUACUGACUGUUGAUGAAUAUGUUUUAUUUGAUUUCUUUCAACAUGUCUAUCAGCUGGUCCAUAGGAUGCUCCUUCUUGAUAUAUGUAACAAUCUUAUCUACUUGUAAAAUAUUUUCAAGGAUUAGAUCAAAUAAUGGUUUUGGAAUUAGCAUGACA